AUGACCAAAACUAAGUUUGAGCGGGACAUGGACAAGAAUGUUAAGGAAAUUCAGGAUGUUUUUAAAUCUUUGGGUAUUCCAAUCUUAACAGAAGAGAUUAGAGGUUCUAUGCCAAAACAGCCCGAGGGGAAAGGGAAGAAACUACUAUCUGACAAUCGUGAUUCUGACAAUGAUUAUGAUCCAUCAUCUGAUAUUGAUAACAAAUCUCACACUGAUGAUUCUAAUGAGUACACUUCCAAAGCCAACCCUAAACCUCCACCUAUUUCUAGUACCAGCCAACUGCAAGCCCAGCUCACUACAAGCAGCAACCAGACCAACCAAAUUACAAGCACAGUGCCUACUCAUCCAAUAAUCACUAGGACCGGUCCAGCCAUGUCUUCACCUCUUCCAAACACAGUGCCUAGUCCUCGUAAGUUCACUAGGCAAACUGCAGCCAGGCCUAUGGCUGGUGCAAACCCUGCGUAUCAUCCUAGUGUAUCCACUGCUACCUUGUCUCAUCAACCUACUCCCAAUGAUGUAGCCAUGUCUACGGCUGGUGCAGCCAUGUCUUCACCUCUUCCAAACACAGUGCCUAGUCCUCCUAGGCAAACUGCAGCAAGGUCUACGCCUAGUCCAAACCCUGGUACCUUGUCUCGUGAACCUACUCCCACAACUAGUGUAAACCAAGUGUUGGAAACCUCACCAGGUGCACAGAGUUCUAGGCAAAGCAAUGACCUCAAUGAGUCAGUUGAACAAUUUGGGGCUGCUACUUCAGAGGGUCAUACAGAUGAAGGAGAACGAGAAGUCCGCAAGAAAACCAUGGGUCAUGGAUUAGAGAAGAUGCUAAAUAGAGGAAAGAAGAUGGCUAUCCAAGUGGCUGAAGGGAAGAAAAGACCUGAUGUACCACUUGAGGCAGCAAAGCUGGCAUCAGAAACUGGUGUGCUCCUUAGAGACAACUUGCCUAUCUUCCCAUCCUGGAAGGAUUAUAAUGAUGAGGCGGGGCAACAAGAAGUCAAAAAAUCUAGGUUGGAUGUGGACGUUAAGAACGAGGGACCAAGCCUUGAUGCAUGCACUGAUAUCAUUAAGAGGGGAGUAAGGCAGACGAGGUAUCACCUAAAAAGGAAGUACUUCAAUGAGUCACUGUCAAGAGAACAGUUGUUGGCCAAAGAACCUCCACCAAAGAUGAAGAAAGAGGAAUGGAUCAAACUAGUGGAGUAUUGGUGUGACCCAAAGAAUCAGGAGAGAUGUGCUAAGAAUAAAGUCAACCGAGGUGAAGUGCAGCUGCACCAAAGGACUAGAUCUAGGUCCUAUAUUGCCCAUCGGUACAGCUUGAGGGCUAAGUACAACGACAUGGAACCUAAUGCUGUUGAUUUCUUUGGUGAAUGCAUGAAUAGUCCCCAAAGUGGUCGAACUCCUCUUGCUAAUGAAAUAUAUGCACAAAUGGUGGCAGAGAAGGAAAGAGAGCCAGAAGAAGGAGAAGCACAAAAGUUGCCCUCCAAGAUUGUUGCUGACAGUCUCAGCCAGAUUAGCCGUUCAUCCACCUUUCUUCCCAACACUGGUGUCCCUCGACCGCCAAAGACUGGCCGUGCCUCAUCGACAGCAGCACAUGCACGCAUGCAAGCUGAGUUUGAGGCGAGACUCCAAGCUAAAAGAGAUGAAGCUGCUAGGAAGCAGGAAGAAUUGCAAGAACAGCUUCAAGCUCAGCAGGCCGCACUUCAAGAAAACCAGAGUUUGCUGCGCCAGACCCAAGAGGAAGUGAAGUGGAUGCAUACCAAGUUUGAAGAGACUAAUGCACUGCUGCGAGCUAUCCUGAAACUUUAG
Messenger RNA from Miscanthus lutarioriparius, 1800 nucleotides. The record is from the annotation of a GenBank genome assembly. Lineage: Eukaryota; Viridiplantae; Streptophyta; Magnoliopsida; Poales; Poaceae.